Microcebus murinus (gray mouse lemur) is the source of this 1702-nucleotide messenger RNA. The record is from RefSeq and is a predicted model, not a curated record. Lineage: Eukaryota; Metazoa; Chordata; Mammalia; Primates; Cheirogaleidae.
CCGCCACGCUUCCUUAGCGGGGAGCCGCGGGACUCAGACUUGACCAGCCCACUCCGUCUCUCGACCCGAAAAGACGCCAAAGACGUGCUCUCCCGCCGCCAGGCUGCCCCGGUUUACCUGCUCGCCCACCUACGCGCCGCGCGCGGCGGGCUUGCGGCAUGACCCUGUGGAACGGCGUGCUGCCUUUUUACCCGCAGCCCCGGCAUGCCGCCGGCUUCUGCGUCCCGCUGCUUAUCGUCAUUCUGGUGUUCUUGGCCUUGGCCGCCAGUUUUCUGCUCAUCUUGCCUGGGAUCCGAGGCCACUCGCGCUGGUUCUGGUUGGUGAGAGUUCUUCUCAGUCUGUUCAUAGGCGCAGAAAUUGUAGCGGUGCACUUCAGUGCAGAAUGGUUCGUGGGUACAGUGAACACCAGCACAUCCUACAAAGCCUUCAGUGCCGAGCGCAUUAGAGCACACGUCGGUCUGCGCGUGGGCCUGGCGGGCGUUAACAUUACACUCACAGGGACCCCAGUGCAUCAGCUGAACGAGACCAUUGAUUACAAUGAGCAGUUCACCUGGCGCCUGCACGAGGACUUCGCCGCCGAGUACGCGGGCGCACUGGAGAAGGGGUUGCCGGACCCGCUGCUCUACCUGGCGGAGAAGUUCACGCCGAGCAGCCCUUGCGGGCUGUACUACCAGUACCACCUGGCGGGACACUAUGCCUCGGCCACGCUGUGGUGAGCGCUGGAGGGAAGGGCGUGCGUGCGUGCGUGCGUGCGUUCGUGUGUGUGUGUGUGUGUGUGUGCGCGCGCGCGCGCGGGCGUGGGAAAGGGAGGGUGGAGGCCUCCGAGGUGAUCUGCCACUACAGCGCGAACCGCUCGCGCGGAGACUUCUAGCCUCGCGGGGCAGAAGGCCACGAGAUCCGCACAGACAGACGGAACCCCGAGACACCCAGCAACCGCCCUCCGCUUCCCGCUCGGAGGAUCCCCGGCGCCUCCGCCAUCCCCGCUUCCGCGCUGGGGCGGGGACGCAGGGGAUCGAGGCUCUGGGAACCCCGACCGACCGACUGGGAGAACUCAGCUCACGGCUGGCGGGCCCCCCUCCCACCCCCGCAGGGUGGCGUUCUGCUUCUGGCUGCUCUCCAACGUGCUGCUCUCCAUGCCGGCCCCGCUGUACGGAGGCUUGGCGCUGCUGGCCACCGGCGCCUUCGCGCUCUUCGCCGUCUUUGCCUUCGCCUCGGUCUCCAGCGUGCGGCUCUGCCCGCUCCGCCUGGGCGCCGCCGCGCUCACCGCCCACUACGGCGCCGCCUUUUGGGUCACGCUGGCCACCGGGAUCUUGUGCCUCCUCCUCGGAGGGGCCGUGGUGAGUCUCCACUACGCUCAGCCCAGCGCUCUUCGAGCCUUUCUGGACCAAAGCCUGAAGGACAGCAGUAGCCAGGGGAGAGAGGGCUCGCCUCUCGUCCUGAAGAACCCGCUGCACAAGCAGUCCGGACUCCCGGACUUAAAGAUCACCACUCACCUGUGAUGGGGACCCGACUCCGGAACCCUUCCCCGCCCUGGCACCCCGCAGGCCAGGAAGCAGUGCCCCUGGCCCGCUCUGGGAGGGCACUGCGCUGCUGCCCGGGGAGAAUGGAGAAUGGCCGGGCGGCCUCUGACCUGCGGCAGGCACCAGGGAAAGUCCCCUGGGGCGAGAUGUAAAUAAAGUUUUUUUUUUCUUUUUUUUUUUAA